AUGUUGUGGCUCAGUAGAUCCCUGUCUAUCCUUUUUCUGACGAUCCAGUUCCUGGACUUUGUCCACCCAGCUCCCUCCGAGGGGAAUCUGCAAUUUGUUUUAACAUUGGACAGGCCGUCUGAUCUUCCCGAGCUGCAAUAUCGCCUCCUGCAGGCACAACAGGAACAGGAUGAUCUGGAAGUUAUUCGAAUGCAGUUGAUGCAGCUAAAUUUGCUAAAACUGCUAAUAGUCCUGGAUGUCUUUAUCCUAAUUUGUGUAUACUUUUCUGGCAGAGAAGUUCGAAACCAGAAAGUUAUAACCUUGUGA
Molecule: messenger RNA, 306 nt
Organism: Drosophila serrata
Lineage: Eukaryota; Metazoa; Arthropoda; Insecta; Diptera; Drosophilidae
Source: RefSeq, a predicted model, not a curated record